This is a messenger RNA of Coniophora puteana RWD-64-598 SS2, 1205 nucleotides long. RefSeq lists its product as uncharacterized. NCBI's taxonomy places the organism in Eukaryota, Fungi, Basidiomycota, Agaricomycetes, Boletales, Coniophoraceae. The transcript has 5 exons. Gene Ontology annotation, cellular component: transcription regulator complex; PcG protein complex. Gene Ontology annotation, biological process: regulation of transcription by RNA polymerase II. The record is from RefSeq and is a predicted model, not a curated record. Gene Ontology annotation, molecular function: DNA-binding transcription factor activity, RNA polymerase II-specific; RNA polymerase II cis-regulatory region sequence-specific DNA binding. The coding region runs from base 1 to 900 and encodes 299 amino acids.
AUGUCUUCUCUUGCGCUCCCCCUUCCCCCUCCCCCUUUCAAAUCCCCUGUCUUCAUGGCUGAUAGACCACGAGCGGCCAGCGACGCCCGCGCUGCCCAAGACCGCCCCACUCUCCCUCCUGUCCGUGACCUCUUCCGAGAUGAGCUGGCUCUCUCUCCGCGGCCACCAGGGAGCACGACCCCGCCAUGGAACGACCCCCAAGCACAGCAGCAGCAACAGCAGUACGGCCAACGACCGCAGGGUCUCGCUGUACCGGCAUAUGCCCAUCCGGCGCUGUCGCCCUCGGGACAACAUCUCGCGGGACCAGGUUUGCAAUAUCCGCCCUCGGGAAUGCACCCGCACGCCCUGCCUUCGCAUGCACCUCACCCUCAUGACCCAGCUGCAGCGCAGUACGCAGCCUCUGCUACCGCGCCAAUGAACUACUAUUCUUUGCCAGGCACACACAGUGCAGGCCAGAGGAUGGAUGACUAUUACGCACAGCAGCAGCGCCAACACCCCCAGCGUCCCGAGAUAUCUCGCGGCCAUUCUUCCGGGUACUACGCGGCUCAACCUCCAGGAGUUGCAGGACCGUCUCCGCCCGUGCCUUACGUCUAUCCCAACCCAGGCUCUCACAGCCGCAACACCUCGCAAGACACGUCCACGAGCUCGGAAGGGAUACAGUCGCUGCGAUACGAGUGCGAAUACUGCGGCAAGGGCUUCUCCCGCCCGAGCAGCCUCAGAAUCCACCUCAACAGCCACACCGGCGAGCGGCCUUUCGUGUGUACGUUCGAGGGCUGUGGUCGCUCUUUUAGCGUCCUCAGCAACAUGCGACGUCACGCCCGUGUGCACACCCAAGCCGCCGGGCAGCGCGAAGGUGACAGCGACGACAGCGACGGCCAGUCCCGGGGUGCAACGCCUUAAGCGCUGCGUCCUUGCUGGCAAGGUAGUAGUCUCGGUAUCGCCGGACCCAACGAACAGGUAGCAUUUCAUGUCACGACCAGCAAGAUUCCGCCACGAAUUUCUCCAUCGAUUCAGGUUCUUCAAGGGGCACAAUCAAUCCAGCAUCGACCGCAAGUCUUUGGACGUUAUCUAUUUAUCUGACUGCUCAUCUAGCAUUGGUCCUUGACGCUUUUUGACGAAUCAUGCAUUCAUUCAUCGGCAUCCUUAUUUAUCCGCACAUUAUUUAUCGGCAUACGUACUCAUAGCUUCUGUAUUUAUCGCAUCUU